Eruca vesicaria subsp. sativa (arugula) is the source of this 1196-nucleotide messenger RNA. The record is from the annotation of a GenBank genome assembly. NCBI's taxonomy places the organism in Eukaryota, Viridiplantae, Streptophyta, Magnoliopsida, Brassicales, Brassicaceae.
AAUUGACCAAUUUUUAUUUAUAAAAUAAACCAUUAUUGUCUCCUCUCCAAAUCAGUACAUUGCUAUAUAUAAUCUCCUCUCCACAACAUUAUUUUCCAUCAAAAAUACGUUUCUCACAUUAACAUUUAUAUCAAACGCAGAAAAUUAUCAUACAAUAUGGUGAAGCAAGAACGUAAGAUCCAAGUUACCACUUCCUCAUCGUCACUGUCUCAGUCUUCUUCUACUUCUUCCUCCUCGUUGACAUUGCAGCAUCAAUCUUAUAAGAACAAGAUAAAGAAAUACAAAGGAGUAAGAAUGAGAAGCUGGGGAUCAUGGGUCUCUGAGAUUAGGGCACCAAAUCAAAAGACAAGAAUCUGGUUAGGUUCUUACUCAACCGCAGAAGCAGCUGCUAGGGCUUACGAUGCUGCUCUCUUGUGUCUUAAAGGCCCUAAAGCCAAUCUCAACUUCAAUACUACUUCUCAGUUUCUUAUUGACAUCGAUGAAAAGACUCCUUUGUCCCCCAAAUCCAUCCAAAAAGUCGCUGCUCAAGCAGCUAACUCCAUCUCUUCUGACGCUUUUACCCCUGCCUCUUCCUCCAUUGAUGAUCAUCAUGAUGAUGUUCUUCAAAACCAUCCAUCUCCUUCUUCUUCUUCUUCAGCAGCGUCUUCUCCGCAAGAGGACCAUCAUAAUGAUGAUGAUGAUUUGGUAUCGUUAAUGGCAUCAUUCGUGGAUCCAUCAUGGUAUGAUCAUAAUGAGAUGUUCUUCAGCAACGGAGCUUUUGAUUAUUCUCCACAAUUAAUCAGCUCGAAGACAACGAUGGAUGACUUCUACGACGAUGCUGAUAUUCAGCUAUGGAGUUUCAGUUGAUCGCACGGUCCAUAUUAUUCUACGAAACACUUUCAUUUCACAUUAUUUCAUUCAAUUUAUUCUUUUAAAUCUAUCAAUUAUCUUUCCUCGUUGUUGCUUUCUUCAAGUUGCUUUGUUGCUCGAAACGAAUUAACAUGUAAUUUUAAAUAUAUAUCAAAUAUACACACACUAAUUUAAGUCGAUCACAUGAAGAAGAGGUCUUUUUGUCACUUCUUGACUUUUUCAUGUUUCUUUUUGAGUUAUUUUGUAGCACAUAUAAUGGAGCCCCCACUCAAUAAGAGAGUUGUAACUUUUAUAAGUAGUUAUGUAAUUAAGUAGUACUUUACUAUUUACAUUUUUUUUUGUCGACA